GUGUUUACCAUUGCAGUCUCGAAAUUCCAAAAUGGCGAGCGGCGGGAAGGUUGAUAUUUCUCAACUUCGAAACCUUAUCCGCCAAUACAUAGACAAGCACCAGUACAAAACCGCCUUAUUCUGGGCCGAUAAAGCCGUCUCCCUGUCUAACGGUGAUGUCCAAGAUGUCUACUGGUUUGCUCAAUCGCUUUUCCUUAGUGGCCAGUAUCAACGGGCAUCGCAUGCCCUGAAACGGCGGGGCUGCUUGGAAACUAGUCUGGCGUGCCGCUACUUGGCUGCUAAAUGCCAUGCCGAAUGUAAGCAGUGGCAGGAAGCUUUAGAUACCCUAGAUGCUAUGCCAAAAGAUCUUGAAGAUAAAGAUGUGUUUCCUAUGAGUGAAGGGGUGUCGGGAUCUACAAAACUUGAGGCUGCCAUUGCUCUGUUGAGGGGUAUUGUGUACGAAGCUAUGGACAAUCGAGGAAAUGCGACUGAGUGUUACAAAGAUGCCAUUAGAACCGACGUUCAUUGCUUUGAAGCGUUUGAUCUCCUGAUUUCCCACCACAUGCUUACUAACAAGGAAGAACAUGAUCUUCUAGAAUCACUACCUUUUUCUGAGCAGUGCACCCCUGAAGAAGUUGACCUACUGAAGUUUUUGUACGAAAGUAGAAUCAAGAAUUAUUCAAAACCUGUGGAUCCCAAGCUAACACCGAACCUAGAUUGCUUGAAUGACAACCUUGAUGUAGUGGUUAACAUGGCAGAGAGGCACUUUUAUAACUGUAGUUACCUUCAGUGUUUCAAACUGACAAGAGCAGUGUUAAAUCUGGACCCAUUUCAUGAAGCAUGUUUGCCAACCCAUAUAUCAUGCCUGGUUGAGCUCAAGAAAUCUAAUGAUUUAUUUUACUUGGCUCAUAAAUUAGUUGAUAAUUAUCCUCAGAAAGCUGUGGCAUGGUAUGCAGUGGGUUGCUAUUAUUACUUGAUAGAGAAAUAUGAACAGGCAAGAAGGUACUUCAGUAAAGCGACAGGGAUAGAAAGAGUUUAUGGGCCAGCCUGGCUUGGGUUUGGACAUUCAUUUGCAGUGGAAGGGGAGCAUGAUCAAGCAAUGGCAGCUUACUUUACAGCCUCCAAGCUGAUGCCCAAGUGCCAUUUGCCCCUGCUCUACAUUGGUCUAGAGUAUGGAAAAACCAAUAAUGCCAAGCUUGCCGAAAGGUUUUUCAAGGAAGCAUUAGCCCUUUCCCCUAAUGACCCAUUUGUGCACCAAGAACUGGGCGUCAUCAAAUACCAAAACGGAGACUACUUGCAAGCGGAGAAGCACUUCAAAGAAUCCUUACAAAAAGCCCAGAAAGUUAGUGGAGAAGUUCUUUCACAAACCUGGGAGUCACUAAUGACCAACCUUGGACACACUUUUCGCAAACAAGGCAAAUAUGAAGAAGCCUUGUCCUGCUACCAGCAAGCCCUAGUCCUCAUUCCCAGCAAAGCAUCUACAUACUCAGCAAUUGGAUUUGUGUAUAGUUUGCAGGGGAAACACCUUGAGGCUGUUGAUUACUUCCACAAAGCCUUGGGAAUCCAACGAGAUGACACCUUUAGCAUCCAUAUGCUUAGCACUACACUGGAACAACUAACUUUUGAUAGCCAACCUGAAAUUCCCGUGGUUGAUGUCAGUGCUAGUGAAAUAAGCAUGGAAAUGGACAAAGGUUCUGAGGAGGAGGAUGACUGAUGAUAAUUACAUCAAGAGAAUCCAAAUCGAGCCAUACAGCAUGACCUGAACAACCACAGUAACAAAUUUCAAAGCAUUCUGUUAUUUUAUUUAUUUUACAUAAUUUGUACAAUUGUAGUCUAGCUUAGAAAGAUGGUCAAUAAUGGACACUGCUUUAUUUUUACAAUCCGUUUUUUUGUGUAUAUGGUAAAGUUGUCUUAAGUAGGUAAAAAUAAAGAUAUAUAUCAAAAAUAUCUAACAUAGAUUAUACAUUGAGAUGUGUUUCUUACUAUUCAAACUGUGUUUUUUCUGAUAUUGCACAAAAUGUAUAGCAGUUCCCUUCUAAGCAAGUGUACAGUAAAUUAAUAAAAAAUACAUCCAAUA
This is a messenger RNA of Nematostella vectensis (starlet sea anemone), 2056 nucleotides long. RefSeq names its product cell division cycle protein 16 homolog. The transcript has a single exon. The record is from RefSeq and is a predicted model, not a curated record. Gene Ontology annotation, biological process: cell division. NCBI's taxonomy places the organism in Eukaryota, Metazoa, Cnidaria, Anthozoa, Actiniaria, Edwardsiidae. Gene Ontology annotation, molecular function: protein binding. The coding region runs from base 32 to 1693 and encodes 553 amino acids.